GCAAAUGUAAGGCUGAAUUGACCAUACAUGCCUCCCAGAAUGCAUCGCUUCAUUUGAAUCGAUUGUUUUUGCAAAAUGGCUGACCAGAACGCGAAAGCGAAGGUCGAUCUGGGACUUCUCGAAGAAGAUGACGAGUUUGAGGAGUUUCCUACUGAAGAGUGGACGGCAAAAGCCGAAGAUUCCCAAGACGUGAACGUCUGGGAAGACAACUGGGAUGAUGACAACAUUGAAGAUGACUUCAGUCAGCAACUCCGAGCGGAGCUUGAGAAGCAGGGGUUCAAAGUUGACGGAACAGGAGAGCCUAUCAAGACAUGAAUGUGGGCGACUUGAAAAUUACACUGGUCAUCUGAAGAUGUGAAUUUUUUUUCCCCUUCUCUUUCUCACCGUGCUGUGAUAGAAUAAACGUUUUUCCUGAAA
Molecule: messenger RNA, 417 nt
Organism: Dermacentor silvarum
Lineage: Eukaryota; Metazoa; Arthropoda; Arachnida; Ixodida; Ixodidae
Gene: Sem1
Product: 26S proteasome complex subunit SEM1-like
Exons: 3
Coding region: 76-315 (79 amino acids)
Biological process (GO): mRNA export from nucleus; double-strand break repair via homologous recombination; proteasome assembly
Cellular component (GO): proteasome regulatory particle, lid subcomplex; proteasome complex
Source: RefSeq, a predicted model, not a curated record